GUCGUGGCAGGGGGUCGGUAGUUUGUGAAUCGCCGGGUAUCCUACCGAUCGGAGGCUGCUGAACUCGAAAUCUCUCAGCAGGAGUAGAUGAUUCACUCUCAAGUCUCAGUUUUUUUUCUAGCUCGUUUUUAACUAGAUCCAUACAAACUUCCUCAAAAUUGUUCGCCCUUCUCCUAGACCCCACGAGCCAAAUUUCAAUUCCUCGUUAGACUUUUGGGUUGUCAGUGGGGUUCGCGGGCACCACGUCCACGCCAUGGAAUCGCAAGAGGUGCCCAAGACCUGCAAGGUCAUCCUCGCCGACACAAUAGCCAAGAAACUCCUGGCAGAGGUCAAGGAGACAUUGGCUAGCGUCCAGAGCCCAGAGGCAGGCAAGCCCACCUUGGUCGCCUUCCUGGCCAACGACGACCCUGCCGCUGGGCAGUAUGCCGACUGGUCCAAGAAGACGUGCGAGGAGAACGGCUUCAACUUUGACCUCCGCAAGGUCGAUAAGGAAAGCCUUGAAGAGGCCGUGGUAGCCGCCAACGAAGACGAUGCCGUCGACGGCAUCCUGGUCUACUACCCCAUCUGGCGCAACAACCAGCAGCAGGACCGCUACAUCCAGGAGACGGUCGCCCUCUCCAAGGACGUCGAGGGCCUCUGCCACACUCACCUCUUCAACAUGUACCACAACAUCCGCUUCCUCGACCCGCCCGCCAACACCAAGAAGUCGAUCCUGCCGUGCACCCCGCUGGCCAUCGUCAAGGCGCUCGAGCACCUGCAGAUCUACAACCCCAUCCUGGCCUACGGCAACCGCCUCUUCGGCAAGACCAUCACCGUCAUCAACCGCAGCGAGGUCAACGGCCGCCCGCUUGCCGCCCUGCUCGCCAACGACGGCGCCACCGUCUACAGCGUCGACAUCAACGGCGUGCAGCUCUUCACCCGCGGCAGCGGCAUCCGCGCCCCGCGCCACCAGGUCCACGACAAGGAGGGCUGGGGGCUCAAGGACGUGCUCCCGCUCAGCGACGUCGUCAUCUCGGGCGUCCCCUCCGAGGACUUCAAGGUGCCCACCGAGCUGAUCCGCGAAGGCGCCGUGUGCAUCAACUUCUCGAGCUACCGCAACUUUGACGGCCCCGCCGUCAAGGAAAAGGCGAGCAUCUACGUGCCCAGCACCGGCAAGGUGACCAUCGCCGUGCUGCUGCGCAAUCUGGUGCGUCUCAUCGCCAACCGGCCGCGUCCCGAGGGGACGUCCGCGGAGAGCGAAAAAGCGAGGAACGAGGCUUUCCAGGACGGUUGAGUUGAUCCGGCUCUCUUAUCCU
This is a messenger RNA of Thermothelomyces thermophilus ATCC 42464, 1295 nucleotides long. RefSeq lists its product as uncharacterized. The record is from RefSeq and is a predicted model, not a curated record. Gene Ontology annotation, molecular function: methylenetetrahydrofolate dehydrogenase (NADP+) activity; methylenetetrahydrofolate dehydrogenase (NAD+) activity. Gene Ontology annotation, cellular component: cytosol. The transcript has 4 exons. Lineage: Eukaryota; Fungi; Ascomycota; Sordariomycetes; Sordariales; Chaetomiaceae. Bases 254 to 1273 code for a protein of 339 amino acids. Gene Ontology annotation, biological process: purine nucleobase biosynthetic process.